AUGACUUGGAUAUUCUUGGACGUUGCUGGGGAUGUAACUAUUUAUGUGGAUGGCCAAUCAUUCCUAUUGCACAAGGUAUACAUUCUUAAACUGGCUCUGCAGACAUAUCUUGAUAUUGUUUUUCAUAACUUCCUUUUCAAUUUUUGCAUAUUGUUGUCCAAGUUCCCUCUGGUUUCACGAAGUGGAAAAAUCUGGAAAAUGGUAGUUGAAUCCAGGGAGCCAAACCUUUCCAGAUUAGAGCUUCAUGAGGUACCUGGGGGAGCUGAAGCAUUUGAACUCGCCGCUAAGUUCUGUUACAGGACUAACUUCGAGAUCACGGCGAGUAAUGUUGCCCAACUUCGUUGCAUUGCCGAGUAUCUGGAAAUGACUGAACAAUAUCAAGAACGCAACCUAAUCGUCAGAGCAGAGGCGUUCUUAAACGAGGUUGUGUUUCAAAGCCUCGAAAAGUCCCUGGAAGUUUUAUCUUCAUCUAAUGGUUUGUCUCCCAUAGUCGACGAGGUCGGUAUAGUGAAUCGAUGCAUAGAUGCAAUCGCGAUCAACGCUAGCAAGGAGCAAUUGGUUUCUGGUUUAGCUCACUUAGAAUGUGAUAGCAGAUCAGGAAAAUUAAUGAUGCAUUGUCAGGACUGGUGGGUGGAAGACCUUUCUGUGCUAAAAAUUGAUCUUUAUCGACGAGUUAUCGCUGCAAUGAGGAGAGCUGGUGACUGCGUAUAUUCUUGA
Zingiber officinale is the source of this 717-nucleotide messenger RNA. Its product is annotated as BTB/POZ domain-containing protein At3g08570-like. The record is from RefSeq and is a predicted model, not a curated record. The transcript is spliced from 2 exons. NCBI's taxonomy places the organism in Eukaryota, Viridiplantae, Streptophyta, Magnoliopsida, Zingiberales, Zingiberaceae. Bases 1 to 717 code for a protein of 238 amino acids.